UCAAUUAUUUAGAUUUGGAUACCAAAUUGCAUGAUUUCCCCUAGAAGUUGGCAACUACAAAUCUACAAUAUCCCCUUGGCUGAAGGAGUUUAAAAAGGGACGAAAGAUUUCCCCGGGCUUUCUCUCUUGCUAAUUGCUGAUCCAAAUUUCGUACUUCUCGCAGAACUGAACAACCAAUCCUUACCCGUUUUGCUAACUUCGUUAUUGCUCGUCGAAGUACAGCCUGAUGACAAUGGAGGUUGAUGAACCUCUGGACUUUGAGUUUGAAGAUAAUGCUGUUGUUUCCCCUUCUAUUUCCAAGAAAACGAAAAAGGUUAUAGGUUUGGAUGACUUGUUAAAGGACUACUACAAGGAGAAAAUCACCAUUGAUGAGAAGGUUAAGAAACGUGCAAAGGUCCAAAAAGUCUAUGAUUCUGAUUCUGAUGAUGACAUUAGUGCCAGAGAAGCUAAGUUUCAUCACUGUGUUAACGAAUUCCAAGAAAAGAUGAAUCAAAUAAAGGCUGAUGAUGAGAUGCCUAUGUGGGGUGUUCAAGUAUUUGGUUCUCAGAAAACUUUCCCAGAACUGGAUUUCCCUGACCUAAGGCAGUGCAGCUAUCUGCAUUCUUUCUUGAAUCGUGAGCUUAACUCGACUGUUAAGCUCAAAAUGGAGGAAGGACAGAGUUUUCUUGAGGGCUUGCUCCUAAAUGGGUGGCUUUUGAAGCUGAUCAAAUCUCAGGGCUGCCUUGAAGAAACCAUUGCAAAAUGGAGCUUUAAUCUCUUGUUAUAUUCACCAAAGCUCCAGUUGGGAAAUGCAGCCUGCAACUUUUGGUGUUCCAUUCUCUUACCGAACAGUGAGAUUGACCCAACAAAGUUUGAAAUCAAAUGGUUUCCAAAGCAUUUGGAACUGAAAAAUGCGCUUGAUGUAUAUGGCUUUUUAUUGGAUUCACCUUGCAAGUCAUCAUCAUCCUCCAUGGAAUUUGACCAUUCAGAUUCCAAUUCUUCUGGUCCACCACAAAAUAUAAGGUUUUGGAUAAAGCUUGUCUCUGCUAGUUGCCAAGUUAGGAAUGCGUGUUCAACCUUCUCAACUGAAGAGGUGGAAGACAUGAUAGUUGUGGUAAUCUGCAUGUUUAUGGACCGACAACUUCUUGGCCUCUCCCCUAUCUUGGAUGAAUGUCUUCACUCACUUAUAAGCUUCUUUAAUGAUAGUGAAUUUGGUGCCAGCUGUAUCAAAAUAGCCAAGUCUCUUGCCUGCAGACUGAAUACAGAUAUUAGCUGCUUGAGAACUGUUGAAAGUAUUUCAGUGUUUGAUGCUCGUGGUAAGCGUUUAAGAAGUGCCGUAGCCUUUGAGUUUCUAGUAGCAUGCUUUGAUAGUAAGGUAGUUGAUGGAGAAGGGAUCUUAAAGUCUAUAAAUGCCAUUAAUCUGAAAGAUGAGGAUUUUGAGCUUGAAAAGAUGUAUAUAUACUUGAUAUUGGUAGACAACUGGCUCUUCUGUGACCCUAAGCUAAAAGGAAAUGCAGAACUCAAAAAGAUGUGGGCUGCAUGUCUCCGUAACUGUUCCUGCCAAAUCAGCAGCACAGAUUUGAGGUCUUAUGCUUUAAAGGUCAGAAGUAAAGCUUCAUAUCUUUCUCAAGGCCAUGCUAGCAAAUAGUUAAGGGGGUGGAAGGGGCUGUGGGAUACUUUUUGCAAAUAAUCUUUUCUUUUUUGCAAUAUCAUGUAAAUGGAAAGGCAGUGCAUAAUUAUGUAUGCUACUUAAUUUUGACAGAAAAUGAAGAUAAUUGGCAGAAGGUGGUUUCCUUAGAAGUUUAACUUAGUUUUUUUCCUUUAUUGACUUUGAUGUAAGUGCUCCUACCAGAUAUCAUUUUAAAAGUGCUAAAAACUGCAGUUAAUGGUGUACCUGGGCCGGUUCAAUCUGGUUUUGGGUUGUGUGUCUCGUGACCAGCUGGUUCCAGGUAGGGGUAAUCCGAAACUUGGCCGGGAAAGUUGCUUCUGGUUACAGUCCAGUUCUGUUUCAGUUUUCUUAUAUUUUGGAUAUGAAUCUAUGCUAAAACUUCAGGAACUCGUCCAUAUUAGUUCUCGUUCCCUCCAAAAUAGGAUUAGACUACGCAUGGCCGUGGUUUUAGAAAUAAGAUAUAAGUUGCUCCAGACUAAAACCGUAUUGUAACUAUAUUGGCUACACCCGAUUCUAGUUAUGAGUAAGCCCAAGCCUCCAUUGGGUUCAGAAUCAGCCGAUCUUGAUUAGGUAUGAUAGUGUUCUGUCUACGGUCUAUAUCGAACAAAAGAGUCGUCCUCAAUGUCAUAAUUUUUUUACUACAGCAAUGUUAUGGUGUUAGUUGUGUUUAAGUAAAAUUAGUGUUUGUAAUAGAUAUUCUAGCUUGUAAAGAGAGAUAAAACGCUUUAGAUACUUGUACGUUAUAUAUUAGCUUAAGUUGUAUGAAGUUCUUAUGAUUAGUUAUUAAUUAGAUCUUAAUAACAGGGCUUAAAUGUCGGUUUUUGUGCUUAAGAUAAUUGUUUUAGUACUUUAUUUAGGUACUAUGGUUGUAUCCAUUCUCAUUCCUCACCAAAAAGUUUUUUUUUACGGUUUUCAGAAAACAGAGGUGUCUUCACUCACUCGCCUAUCUUGUACCGCUAUAGUUUGCCGCCUAUAGAUUGUCAUCAUUUGCUCAUCUACUCUACCAAAGUGUAUUAUCGUUAAUUUUAUGAUUAAUUUGUCAAAAUUAUGAAAAGGAGUCACUUUAGGUCUACAAUAAACUUUUAUUUGUCGUUUAAGAUGUUUUUAAUUAGAUUAAAAUUUCUAUUCUGAUCUAAUCUGUUAGAUGUUUGUUCUACGUAUAUUUUAAAACUAUUGAAGUUUGGUGUAAUUAGAUUUAAUCUGGUUUGAAAUUAAAAUCGGUCAAUUAAAUAUACAUAUGGCCAUUUUUAUUGCAUUUUUAGAAUGAGA
This is a messenger RNA of Cuscuta europaea, 2917 nucleotides long. The record is from the annotation of a GenBank genome assembly. Lineage: Eukaryota; Viridiplantae; Streptophyta; Magnoliopsida; Solanales; Convolvulaceae.